Molecule: messenger RNA, 1393 nt
Organism: Zymoseptoria tritici IPO323
Lineage: Eukaryota; Fungi; Ascomycota; Dothideomycetes; Mycosphaerellales; Mycosphaerellaceae
Product: peptidase M24
Exons: 4
Coding region: 11-1393 (460 amino acids)
Biological process (GO): proteolysis
Molecular function (GO): metalloaminopeptidase activity
Source: RefSeq, a predicted model, not a curated record
UGCUCACGACAUGGCAUCCAAGACACCCGAAGGAGAGCGUCGUGGCCCGAACGGAGGAUCAUCCGGCAAUGCCGCCAUCGCCAAUAUCAAUCCCCAGACGCCCGCAGCCGCCAGCGGACUGCUGGAGGGCGCACUUGACGACGAAGGAGGCGACGACGAUGGCGAUGGUGACGACGGCGCUGUUACCACCAUGAAGUGUGACAAUUCCAGCAAGAAGAAAAGAAAGAAGAGCAACAAGAAAAAGAACAAGACCUCGGGUGGGAAGAAGCAGACUACUCCGCCAACUGUUCCCGUGUCUGAGCUCUUCUCCGGCCAGCCUUACCCUGGGGGGGAGAUCUGUGACUAUGCCGUCAAGGACGACAAUCUCCAACGCACCACGGCCGAAGAAUCUCGCCACCUCGCCGUACUCGCAGACAUCGACGACGAGUGUCUGAACGACUACCGUAAAGCCGCCGAGGUACAUCGCCAGGUCCGUCGCCAUGUCCAGACUGUGGCCAAGCCCGGCGUGUCCAUGGACUACCUCGCUCGAGAGAUUGAGGAUGGUGUGCGUUCUCUGGUCAGCCAUCCAGGUAUCGAGCCCGGCGAUGCUCUCAAAGGAGGCCUUGCGUUUCCGACUGGACUCUGCCUCAACAACAUCGCUGCUCACUCGACUCCCAAUCCUGGUGCUAAAGACGUCAUCCUCCAGCAAGACGAUGUGCUCAGCGUGGACUUUGGAGUUCAUGUCAACGGCAGAAUUGUUGACAGCGCUUUUACUGUCGCUGCCAAUCCUGUCUACGAUAACUUGCUCGAUGCGGUCAAAGCGGCCACAAACACUGGGUUAAUGGAAGCCGGUAUCGAUGCUCGAAUGGAUCACAUCAGCGGAGAGAUCCAAGAAGUCAUGGAAUCUUACGAGCUCGAACUCAACGGCAAGACGAUUCCCGUCAAAGCCGUGCGGAGCUUGACGGGUCACAAUAUCCUCCGAUACAAGAUCCACGGCGACAAGCAAGUCCCCUUCGUCAAGACUCGCACCUCUCAGCGUAUGGAAGAAGGCGAUGUUUUUGCGAUCGAGACUUUUGGCACGACUGGCAGAGGUCACAUGCGAGACGACGUCGUAGUCUACGGCUAUGGUCGCAAUGAUACUGCAAUUACUGCUGGCCUGUUCGGGAAGUCUUCCAAGGCGCUUCUCAAGACGAUCGAUGAGCAGUUCGGGACGCUCGUCUUCUCCAAGCGGUACCUCCAGCAUAUCGGUGUCAAGAACUAUCAUCUCGCGAUGAAGUCUCUCAUUGAGAAUGAUAUCGUGGAGGUCUACGGGCCGUUGGUGGACAUCCCUGGAUCUCAUGUGGCGCAGUUCGAGCAUACUAUUCUCCUGCGACCCAACUGCAAGGAGGUUAUCUCUCGUGGAGACGACUACUGA